This is a messenger RNA of Ichthyophthirius multifiliis, 1080 nucleotides long. RefSeq lists its product as hypothetical. The record is from RefSeq and is a predicted model, not a curated record. The transcript has 4 exons. NCBI's taxonomy places the organism in Eukaryota, Ciliophora, Oligohymenophorea, Hymenostomatida.
AUGUUAAAAAUAUAAAUAGAAUACAGCGCAAACUAAAAGAGACGUUUAUAAAUUAAAAAAUAUAAAAGCCAACCAGAAAAAUACAGAUUAACUUCUCGUAUAAGAAACAUAGAUUUAACCAAGCCAAAUUUAGUUUUCCCAUUAAAUAUACCACUUAAAUUCAGAUACAUAUAUCGUCCUUAAAAGCAUCCAAUCAAUGUAGCUUUUCACGAUUAUAUAAACUUUAAAUUAUUAUCUGGAAACGAAAUAUUAUUAUAUUUAGAAUAGUACAAAAAUUUAAGACCAUCGGAAUUAUGCUCUGCUUUAAUAGAAUUAUCAAGAAGAGAAGGAUCUUCAGACAUUGAUUGGAAUAAACAUGAAUGGGUAAAUUAAACGAUUCAACAUGUAAAAUAAAUGCUACCAUAGUAUAGUUCUUCAGUUGUUACUUAUAUAAUAAUAGCGAUAUAGAGAUUGAAAAUUGAAGAUGAUGAAUUAUGGAACAAAAUAUAAACCUAAGUAGAAAAAUGUUACCCUAAAUUUAACCAUAAAGCAUUCGGGUACUGCUUUAUAGCAUUUUUAGAAAAGGAAAACAGAUGUACUGAAGAAUUUAAAAAUAAAUUACAGGAAUUAUUGCCUAUUCAUUUACAUUAAAUGACACCUAAUCAUGUUACUUAGUGUUUUGAAUUAUGUAUUUAGAAUAAUUUACUUAAUGAAUAUUUAUUCGAAUAACAUUUCCAUAUGCUUUUUUGGAGAAGAAAUGUAUGGUUCGGACCUGAAAAUAUUGCUAAAAUGUUAACUAUUUAUCCAAAAUUAAAUUUUGUGGAUAAUAUUAAUUUCUUUGAAGAUGCUAUUUUUGCUAAUAUACCUAAAAUAAUGAAUUAAUUAAAUGAAAAUAAUACAAAAAUGCUUAUUGAUGCUAUAAAUGGAUUAUAGAGUAAAUAUCCAGAUUUGAAAGAUGGAAAAAUAUUAAAAACUUUAAAUUCUCAUCUUGUUUUUUGUCAAACAAAACUCAAAACUAUAGAAAAUGCUAAGUUUUAUAAUAUUGUUUUAAAUGAUUUUUAAAAAUACAGAGAAUAAUAUAAUCCACAAUAAUAAUAAUGA